Batrachochytrium dendrobatidis JAM81 is the source of this 1719-nucleotide messenger RNA. RefSeq lists its product as uncharacterized. Gene Ontology annotation, biological process: activation of GTPase activity. The transcript is spliced from 14 exons. Lineage: Eukaryota; Fungi; Chytridiomycota; Chytridiomycetes; Rhizophydiales. The record is from RefSeq and is a predicted model, not a curated record. The coding region runs from base 1 to 1719 and encodes 572 amino acids. Gene Ontology annotation, molecular function: GTPase activator activity. Gene Ontology annotation, cellular component: Golgi apparatus.
AUGCAAGAAGGGUGGACAUUGACCAAGACCAAGACCACAAAACAACAUUUAGAUCCAAACGCUACCAAUACACCACAGACAAGAGAAUUUGUAAAUCAACUACGGAUUAGAAGCGGUAAAAACCAAUGCCGAAGAUGUGCAGAUCUGCAGCAGACUAGUGUUAUCAAGAAGCACUUUCUACACAAGCUAGAUGCUAUUCUGAUGAUAAUCAACACAGUAACCGCUCCUUCAAUAUCUCGGCAAUCUAUCCAAACUCUUGAUUCCAAUCUACAAAAACCACAAUCCAGUCUCUUCUCUGUUCGUCGUGGACUAACUACCGGAAUUCUAGGAUCAAUCUUUGUCGAGGUUAGCGUUGAAAAUUUGGAAUCGCUAACUCUAAUUCUUAAACCUCUUUAUAAACCAAAUGGAAGCAGUGAUUAUCAGCACUCUUUGAAUACAAUCUGUACUGCUACACCUUUUAUUCCUGUAAGCAGAACCAUCCACAGCAAUAACAUAUCUGAGCCUGAAGCCUCUGCUACUCUUGAAUCCUCGUCCAAAGCCUUUGUCAAUCCUACACACUCUUGUCCAGUUAUUGAAGAACUCGAUUCAGUUGAAGAUAUGGAGAUUAUGCAUGCAAAACAAGGCUCACAGGCUAGUCGUCGUAAGAGUACAGAUGCUAGACCUAAAGAAGCCACUCCAAUUCAAGUCGACGAAGAAACAAAAAUGAUGGCUGACAUUGCCAAACUCAACUCUCUAUCAAUAAGAUGCAACAAAUUUAAAGCAAUACUGGAACAGCCAAAUGUUGAUCUAGAGCAAUUACGAAAGCUUAGUUGGCCAGGAAUUCCCACAGAAAUUCGCCCUACUGCAUGGAAGCUUUUGAUGGGGUAUCUUCCCGCUAAUUCAGAUCGUCGUGAUUCAACACUGAUACGUAAACGCAAAGAAUAUGAGGAAUAUGUUUUGCAAGCAUAUUCUCGUGGCACAGAAGGACUUGACCAAGGUCUCAGUCAUCAAAUCCACAUAGAUAUUCAACGUACAAAUGCGCAUAUGCCGCUUUAUCAGCAUCCAAUCAUUCAAGAGGCACUUGAGCGUAUCCUUUAUGUUUGGGCUAUACGACACCCAGCGUCUGGUUAUGUACAAGGAAUCAAUGAUUUAGUCACAUCGUUUUUCCAAGUAUUUCUUCAAGAAGUUGUUUACCCAGCACAAAUAUCACCAGAAACACUCACAAAUGUUCAAGCUGACACAUUCUGGUGUUUGACCAAGCUACUUGAUGGAAUCCAGGACAAUUACACUCAUAAGCAGCCUGGAAUUCAAAGACAGAUUUUUCGACUUAAAGAACUAAUUAAUCGGAUUGAUGCACCGCUCCACAAUCACUUGGCUGCACAAGGUAUCGAGUUUUUACAGUUUUCGUUUCGUUGGAUGAACUGCAUGCUGAUGCGCGAGAUUUCUCUGGGAAAUACGAUUCGCAUGUGGGAUACCUAUCUCGCUGAAGGUUCUGACGGGUUUUCCGACUUUCAUUUGUAUGUAUGUGCAGCCUUUUUGGUCAAAUGGUCUGCUCAGCUUCGAAGCCUUGAAUUUCAGGAUAUUAUGAUGCACUUGCAAUCUCCUCCUACGGCAGCGUGGACAGAAAAGGAUAUUGAGCUGUUGUUGUCAGAGGCAUUUAUGUGGAAAUCGUUGUUUCACAAUUCACCUAACCAUUUGAGUUCAAAUGGGAGCGGUGCUUCAAGUAUGCAGCUACAAUGA